AUGCACCUGCAAAUCCAUAUCCUACAACCUCACCAUCCCAUCCGCCCCGUCCUCCCCUGCGGUCAAAACCUCGUCGAUCUCCCGCUUUGCUGCCAUUCCACCUCUUCACACACCACCAUCCUCCUCACGCCCGCCGCUUUCCUGACUAUCGCCCUCCCGCCUAAGACACCAGCGCUUACAUUUCUACCGCUGCAGGAGUUGCCAAACGCGCCAAGAGAGAAAGCUAGACCAAGGGUUUUUAGGCCGGCGAGUGAGGUGCUGGGGAAGGCGGGGAGGGAGCUGACGUUUCGGGAGGAGGGGAGGGGGAAGAGAGUCGCUUGUUCGAGGUGUGGGACGCUUUUGUUUGGUAUGACUGGGAGCUUGAAUUUGGAGGUUGUGGGGGAGAGUUUGGAGGGCGAGGGGGAGGAGUGGUUUGUGCCUGUGGAUGGGGUUGUUUGGGAUGGUGUGGGGUUGAAUGUUAUCGGCGAAGAGGGUCGUGGGAGGGUUGAGGGUAGGGGCUUAGUUAAGGGUAGAGAGGAAAUUGUUGAUGGUGGAAGGAAUGGAGAGAGGAAGUGGAAAGUAGACGGGCCGAAGGAGGGGGUUGAGGUUGUUAUUAACGAGGUUGAGGGAAAGGAGUUUAAUAACGUUGAGAUUGAUGGCUAA
This is a messenger RNA of Glarea lozoyensis ATCC 20868, 642 nucleotides long. RefSeq lists its product as uncharacterized. The transcript has a single exon. The record is from RefSeq and is a predicted model, not a curated record. Bases 1 to 642 code for a protein of 213 amino acids. NCBI's taxonomy places the organism in Eukaryota, Fungi, Ascomycota, Leotiomycetes, Helotiales, Helotiaceae.